Molecule: messenger RNA, 3934 nt
Organism: Perca fluviatilis (European perch)
Lineage: Eukaryota; Metazoa; Chordata; Actinopteri; Perciformes; Percidae
Gene: papss1
Product: 3'-phosphoadenosine 5'-phosphosulfate synthase 1
Exons: 13
Coding region: 217-2145 (642 amino acids)
Biological process (GO): sulfate assimilation; 3'-phosphoadenosine 5'-phosphosulfate biosynthetic process
Molecular function (GO): ATP binding; adenylylsulfate kinase activity; sulfate adenylyltransferase (ATP) activity
Source: RefSeq, a predicted model, not a curated record
UCACUACGUCGCCGGUAAGCGGUGACGUGGCUGCUGGGGAAGCUCUUCCCGGUUGUUGUGCCAAGCUCCUCCGGGCUCCUCCAUUCACUGGAGAUACCUGUGCCACAAAAAAAAAAAAAAAAACUAACCUGUGCAAACUAACAGCCGAGCAGUUUGUCGUUUUGUGUGUUGUUUAAAGAGGUAGCUGGUUGAAUUAGCCGCUGACUGCUGCCAGCCAUGGAGACGUAUGGCAACUCGCACAAGAAACAGAAGAUAGGCAACGCUGCCGCGAACUGGGGAAUGCAACGUGCAACUAAUGUCACCUAUCAAGCUCAUCAUGUCAGCCGAAACAAGCGUGGGCAGGUUGUGGGCACAAGAGGAGGGUUCAGAGGAUGCACCGUUUGGCUGAGUGGUUUGUCUGGUGCAGGGAAGACUACAGUUAGCAUGGCUCUGGAGGAGUAUCUGGUGUGUCAUGGUAUCCCCUGUUACACACUGGAUGGGGACAAUAUCCGUCAGGGGCUGAACAAAAACCUAGGCUUCAGCCCAGAGGACCGUGAAGAGAACAUAAGACGCAUUGCUGAGGUGGCCCGGCUUUUUGCUGAUGCUGGGCUGGUCUGCAUCGCCAGCUUCAUCUCUCCCUACAGCAGGGAUCGCCUCAAUGCCAGGAAGAUCCAUGAGGCAGCAGGGCUGCCUUUCUUUGAAGUGUUUGUGGACGCUCCACUGGAUGUCUGUGAGCAGAGGGACGUGAAGGGGCUGUACAAGAGAGCCAGAGCGGGGGAGAUAAGAGGUUUCACUGGAAUUGACUCCGAGUACGAGAAGCCAGAGGCCCCAGAGCUGGUGCUAAAGACCGACUCCUGCAGUGUGAAUGAGUGCAUACAGCAGCUCAUUGACCUGCUUCAAGAGAGGGAUAUAGUUCCUGUUGAUGCGUCUUAUGAAGUGAAAGAGCUGUACGUUCAGGAGAAUAAACUGGACCUGGCUAAGGCUGAUGCAGAGACUCUGCCUGCUGUACAGAUUGGAAAGGUGGACAUGCAGUGGGUGCAGGUGCUGGCUGAAGGCUGGGCCACUCCUCUGAAUGGCUUUAUGAGAGAGAGAGAGUAUUUGCAGUGUCUUCAUUUUGACUGCCUGCUGGAUGGUGGCGUCAUCAACCUGUCCGUGCCUGUGGUGCUGCCGGUCUCUACUGCAGAUAAAGAGCGUUUAGAUGGCGUGACAGCUAUGGCCUUGGUCUACGAGGGCAGACGAGUGGCCAUCCUUCGCAACCCCGAGUUUUAUGAACACCGCAAAGAAGAGCGAUGUGCUCGCCAGUGGGGCACCACCUGCAAAGACCACCCUACAUCAAGGUGUUAUAUUUGGAUGCUGAGUCUUACUCAGCCUCCACCAAAUGCGUUUGAGAUCAUGGUGAUGGAAAGUGGGGACUGGCUGGUUGGGGGAGACCUGCAGGUUCUGGACAGGAUCUACUGGAACGACGAACUCGAUCAGUACCGACUGACACCCACUGAGCUCAAACAGAAGUUUAAAGAAAUGAAUGCAGAUGCUGUAUUUGCCUUUCAGCUUCGCAACCCAGUCCACAACGGCCAUGCUCUUCUGAUGCAGGAUACCCACAAGCGCCUCAUCGAGCGAGGCUACCGCCGGCCUGUUCUGCUGCUCCACCCACUGGGAGGUUGGACCAAGGACGAUGAUGUGCCGCUGCCCUGGCGAAUGAAGCAGCAUGCCGCUGUGCUGGAGGAGGGCGUCCUGAAUCCAGACUCUACCAUCGUGGCUAUUUUUCCUUCACCCAUGAUGUAUGCUGGGCCAACUGAGGUUCAGUGGCAUUGCAGAGCUCGAAUGGUGGCUGGAGCCAAUUUCUACAUUGUGGGCCGUGACCCUGCAGGCAUGCCCCACCCUGACACAGGAAAGGACCUGUACGAGCCCACUCAUGGCGCCAAGGUCCUCACCAUGGCUCCAGGCCUCAUCACUCUGGAGAUUGUACCCUUUAAGGUCGCCGCUUACAACAAGGUCAAAAAAGCAAUGGACUUUUAUGACCCCAAAAAUCAUCAAGAUUACGAUUUCAUCUCAGGCACACGUAUGCGUAAGAUGGCUCGCGAGGGAGAAAAUCCUCCUGGCGGCUUCAUGGCCCCGAAGGCUUGGGCUGUGCUGAAGGAAUACUAUAAGUCACUGGAGAAGGCUUAAAGGCAGAGCCUCAGAUGAAACAAACCUAGAAAACACAGUGAUGUUUAACAGGAUUAAUGUGGGGACCACUCAUCUACUGUCAAAAACCACGCUCUGGCUUCUGUCUGUGUCACUUUCACACUCAAGUCUUUUAAAUGUAUGUACUUUAUUUAACUAAACUCACUCUGAUUGUGAAAUAAAGUAGGUGAGGUCAGUAUACUAAUGAAUUGUUUUUUCAAGAGAACAAACAAAAACUUUCUUUAAAAUAGAUGUUUGUGUUUCUCACUAACUUUAUAACCGUAUAUUCUGAUGAUCGGUUACAAAAGUGUUAAAAAUUCAAAGAUCAAGACUCGUAAUGACCUGUAUGGAAAGUACUGUUGACCAGUACUUUAAUUGGUGGGGUUGAGUGUUGAGUAAUCAUGAUGUCCAAAUUAAAAACUGCACUUGCUAGAGUUUACUAAACUCACUACUGAAAACCACAAAGUUACUUUGUACUGUAUGUUUGCAAGUGGCAAAAUGUGGUGUAUUUGAUGUGAAAGGCGAGUGCCUUGGUCUUCAGAAAUUGAAUUCACAAGUCUUGUUUGAAUUAGGACACACACACACACACACACACACACACACACACACACACACACACACACACACACACACACACACACACACACACACACACACAUAUUAAAGGAGACCUAUUAUACUUUUCUAUAUUUUCUUUCGUAUCUAUAAUGUUACAGUGCUGGGAUGUUCACAUUAAACGUGGCCAAAGCGGAGGUAAACCUAUUUUAAAAGAAAUCCCUUUGAGCCAAAAUCUCUGAUUUCACACUGUUCUGAACACUGGUUUCAACAGUUUUUUCUACUGUUUGUGCAGUGUUUACAUUACAUGCACUGCUACAUGCUAACUUCAGGGAAACCUGUAAUCUUAGUUGUAGAUAUUAUUUUCUCCCCAAUUUUGGACCACAUUACUGCUCGAACAUGUCCAGUUGCGUAGUUUUUGGUUUAGAAGCCCUUAUAUGUGAUUUUUGAUGGUAUAAAUUGCUGCUAUACUCAGUUAACUGCUAACUACAUGUAGCUACAUGCUAACGCCAGGGAAAGCUGUAAUCUUGGCUGCCGAUGUUAAAUCCUCCCUAAUAUUAGAUCACAAGUCUAGUUGUGUAGUAUUUGUCUUAGAAGCCUUUGUUUGUGAUUUUUCACAGUAUAAAGUCCUGCUAUAUACUACAGAGACAGCGAGAGCAGAACACAGAUGCAGAAACCCCGAAACGCUGACCAAUCCGAGCAGACUGGGCUUUUUCGGUAGGGGGACUUAAAGAGACAGGCGCUCCAACAGAGCGUCUUAGACAGAGGGUGAAAACAGGUGCAGCAGCAUGAGGAAAAAUAGUGUGAACAUUAAAGCAUUUAAAUAUGUUCUUGUAGAAACUAAACAUACACUUAUGACCCUGAAAACAGAAUAUAAUAGGUCUCCUUUAAAAAUAUUUUUAAUGGGAUAUGCAACCCUAACCUUUCUAAACCAACCUUCCUAAACUCCCUAAAAAAACUUUUGUCAUAUUUAGUCUAUUUAUUCUGUCCUAACAUUACAACGUUCUAUUUUUAACUGUGUUGUGCAUGUAGUUUUGGUGUUUUAAACUUGUCUCUCAACAGUCCUGAUAUUUUGUUACAUUUUCAUUUGUAUUUUUUUCUGCCAUGGGUUGCUAAUAUUUUCCAUGUGCUAAUUCAUUUUUAAGAGUUGGUCUGUAUAAUCAGAUGGUUGAUGGUUACCAUUAAGGGAUCAGAUUUGUAAUCUUCCUUGUUCAAUAAACCAUUUUUAGCAAAAGAA